Messenger RNA from Microcebus murinus (gray mouse lemur), 2724 nucleotides. Lineage: Eukaryota; Metazoa; Chordata; Mammalia; Primates; Cheirogaleidae. The record is from RefSeq and is a predicted model, not a curated record.
GGACGCCCGCGCACUUCGCUGGGAGGCCUGGCUGUGAGGGGGGCGGGCUCACAGAGCCGGAAGGACGUCAUCACGGACGUGACCCCGUGCGUGACCCCGCCCCACCGAGCCCAGGGCGCCAGGCCCGGAGCCGAGAGGCCCAGAGCCCCGCACUGGCCGUGGGCCGCGCCCGCUGGGCGGUGCGGGACGUGCGGUGUCCGCGGGUGGAACCGCUGACGGCGGCUCCGGGCGGCGCGGGGUCGGCCUGUGUCCCGGCCCUCCGGAGGCCGCGGCAGGAGCAGGGCUGGCUCUGCGGCGAGACCGCGGGCCUGUGUGAGGCCGCCGCUCCCCCCGGGGUGACAGGGUGACUCCGUCAUGAAAGAGCAGAACAACGACACGCACCCCACAGCAACUGCGGGAAGUGGCUCUGCGUGUUUCCACGGCGAAGACUAGCUUGCAUUUCUAUUGUUUUACUUAGAACCCGGUAGGGAUUAUUUAUUGAUAGUGUACGGUGUGCCUAUGAUUCCGUCAGCAAACUUGAGCAUAAUAUUAUGGGAGCACAAACAUUUUGGAUAAAUAUUAUGUGACUAUUCUGAUGCACAUCUAUGAAUGUCGUAUAAUGGAUAAAUGUAGUUCCAGUUCUGAUCAUUGAGAGCUGGACUUUAGCAAUCCACUCCUAAGAUGAAGUGAGUCUGCAUGUGAUAUCUCUGGAUUGGAAACUAAACAGAGAGAGGGUCAUUUUGGGGAAAUAGCAGUAUAAGGACUUGUGGUAAGUGAACUCAUGCCUCCUGGCGAAAAUACAUCCUAAAUCUCUAGUACUUGUGAAUAGGUUAGAUGUUAUAGAAAAGAGAAAUAAGAUUGCAAAUGAAAUCCACCUUGCUAAAAAUCUUCUUAUAUAAAAGAGGCAGAUGCUUUAUUAUCAUGUGGAAGGCAACAAGCAUAGAUUUCCAUAAAAAUGAAAGAGAGAUGAAAAUAGAAGGUGUGAAGGUGAUGUGCUGUGAGAUGCACAUGGGUUUUUUUCUAAAUGUGUUGUUGAGUCUUUUCUCAUCAGCGUAAAAUGUCAUUCAGUUCAGCUUUACAUAUAAUAGUGAGUAAUCUUAUAUGCCCAUCACUCUUUGUGGUCUAAAUAUUACAUGAAAUAAUACAGAAGAAUAAACAAAUUUUCUGGAGAUGGAGGCCCAAGUCAAGUAGAAACAUACAUAGUUGGCAUUAUAUUGAGGCAAAAUAGUGGAUAUGUUGGUGGGAUAGAUAUAUAUAAUAUACAGGAUAUAUAAAUGAUAUAUACAUACAAACAUACAUGUGUGUGUUAUUUUGUAGAGAAAAUAUUCCUGAGGCUUUAUUUUCAAUAAUUCAUAUUGGAUAAUCAGGGCUAUUAAAAAAUACAGGGUUAUGAAAACCCCUAAAAAUUUUACAUGGCAUAGAAACUAUAAAAUAUAAUUAUAAUUAGGUGAAGUAAAAAUAUUGUUGAUGGUUAGUCUACUGAACAAAAAAUUGAUGAUAUAUCUAUUAAUUUUUUUGCAGAUAGAAAAAAUAUUUUCUUGAUGCCACUAAAUCACUUUUCACUUAUGUUAGCAUUAAAAAAUGCCUUUCUUUUGCAAGCUGGCAUUGGACUCACAGCCAACACCUUCCUCCUCCUCUUCCGCACCCUCACGCUCUUUCUGGAUCACAGGCCGAAGCCCCACGACCUGCUCACCGGUAACUUGGCCCUCGUCCACAUACUGAUGCUGCUCACCAUGCUGUUUCUUUCUCCAGGCCCGUUUGAGUCCCUGCGUUUGCAGAAUGACGUCAAGUGUAAGGCUCUGUUCUACCUGAGCAGGGUGAUGCGGGGCCUCUCCAUCUGCACCACCUGCCUCCUGAGCAUGCUCCAGGCCGUCACCAUCAGCCCCAGCUCCUCCUGGUUGGGCCGGUUCAAACAGAAAUCCAGACGCUACGUCAUCCAUUCCUUACUCUUUUCAUGGAUUCUCUGUUUUUCCUUCAGUAGUAACCUGCUCUUCUUUACUGUGGCUGCUUCUAAUGUGACCCAGACUCAACUGCUGAGUUUUGGUAAAUACUGCUCACUUUCCUCUGCAAGCUCCCUUAAGCAGAGCCUGUUUUUUAGGCUGAUACAAUUCAGAGACAUCUCCUUUGUAGGCGGCAUGCUGCUCUCGAGUGUGUACAUGGUGACUCUCUUGUUCAGGCAUCAGAGGCGAUCCCAGCACCUGCACAACAUGUCCCUCUCCCCGAGCAUCUCCCCGGAGAAAAGGGCCACCCAGAUCAUCCUGCUCCUGAUGAGUUUUUUUGUGGUCAUGUACUGGGUGGACCUCAUCAUCUCCUCUUUUUCCAUAUUAUUGGUGACAAUCAGCCCAGUCAUGUUGGAUGUCCUGACGCUGGUGGUGAAUACCUAUGCCACAGUGAGUCCUUUACUGAUAAUCAUUUUUGAUAAAAGAAUAAUCAGUACUCUGCAACAUAUGAACAGAAAGCUCAUAGAUUUUUAACGAAAUAAUAAAAUUAGUUCUCUGAAAAUUGGGUGUUUCUGCCUUCAGUUAAACUACUCACAUAGCAGAGAACUUGUUAUUUGAUUCACUUAAAACAUGCAAAAUGGCGGUUUUGUAAUACCUAUAUAUUUUUAAAUAGACGCUGGCAAAGACUUUCUGGUUUCCUUAGUUUCCACCUUGAUUUAGUGUUCCAUGUUUUAGAAGUGUGUUAAUAUUCAUUUUGAUUUCCCUCUGAAUUUCUUCCUUGACCCAACAAUUAUUCAACAGUAGA